Molecule: messenger RNA, 1161 nt
Organism: Zygosaccharomyces rouxii
Lineage: Eukaryota; Fungi; Ascomycota; Saccharomycetes; Saccharomycetales; Saccharomycetaceae
Gene: LIP5
Product: lipoate synthase
Exons: 1
Coding region: 1-1161 (386 amino acids)
Biological process (GO): lipoate biosynthetic process
Cellular component (GO): mitochondrion
Molecular function (GO): 4 iron, 4 sulfur cluster binding; lipoate synthase activity
Source: RefSeq, a predicted model, not a curated record
AUGAUCAGAGUUAGAACCAGUUUGAAAAAAUGCGAUGUCAGUUUGGGUCUCAGGCUCAUCUCCACAACUAGAACUAAUCCUACCACACCAACGACACCAAGGAAAAGAAGAGCAACUGUGUUUAAAGAUACUUUGAACAAGGGACCAUCAUUUGAAGAUUUCGUUUCAGGAAGAGCUGCAGAAGUUUCAUUAGAUCCAUUGGAAAGAGCUAGAAGUACUGUGGAGGAAAAUCAAAGACUACCCAAAUGGUUGAAGACGCCAAUUCCCAAGGGAUCCAACUUCCACAAACUGAAAGAAGAUGUUAGGGAUUUAAAAUUGAGUACCGUUUGCGAAGAGGCCAGAUGUCCAAACAUCGGUGAUUGUUGGGGUGGUAAUGAUAAAUCAAAGGCAACCGCUACCAUUAUGCUUCUGGGUGAUACCUGUACUAGAGGCUGUAGGUUUUGUUCUGUUAAGACAAAUAGAAAACCAGGUGCGCCAGAUCCAAUGGAACCUGAAAAUACAGCAGAGGCCAUUUCUCGUUGGGGGUUAGGUUAUGUGGUUCUUACGACAGUGGAUAGAGAUGAUUUAAUCGAUGGUGGUUCCCAUCAUUUAGCUGAAACUGUCAGGAAAAUUAAACAAAAGGCACCUAAUACAUUAGUGGAAACUCUAGCAGGUGAUUUUAGAGGUGAUUUCCAGGCUGUAGACGUUAUGGCCCAAAGUGGUUUAGACGUCUAUGCUCACAAUUUGGAAACUGUUGAAAGUUUAACACCUCACGUUAGGGAUAGAAGAGCUACCUAUAGACAAUCUUUGAAUGUUCUCAAGAGAGCUAAGCAAACUGUCCCCACUCUAGUCACCAAGACUUCGUUGAUGCUUGGACUGGGCGAAACACAUGAAGAAGUUAUACAAACAUUGAGAGAUCUACGUGAGAUUAAGUGUGAUGUGGUUACUUUUGGUCAAUACAUGAGACCAACAAAGAGACACAUGAAGGUGGUUGAGUAUGUAACACCUGAAAAAUUCGAAUUUUGGAAAGAACAGGCAUUGGAAAUGGGAUUCUUAUACUGUGCAUCCGGUCCACUAGUAAGAUCUUCAUAUAAAGCAGGAGAAGCAUUCAUUGAAAAUGUUUUAAGGAAAAGAAAGCCAUUGGAACAACAGCAGGAAUCUUUAAGUGCAUUUAGAAUUUAG